UGUGUCCUUCGCUGGUACAGUAGAUAAUUCAUGAGGGACUAACUGGCCGCACAUGGAAGCGGCAGCGGACGGAAGCGAUCGUGACGCGCUUAGCCGCAACUUCAACUUUACCGGCAGUCAGUUGACGUGUUUUACGUUCCGGCCCGUUGUUGUUCAGUGAUCGUUGUGCAGUGACAACGGAGGAUGCAGAAUCAAGAGCCGCAAUUGUCGCACGUGCCAGUACCGCCACCGAAGAUGCCAGCUUCGUCAAGUCGCAUUCUUUACGACAUCCCCUGCAAGGUUUGCAGAGAUCACUCCUCGGGGAAACAUUACGGUAUCUUUGCAUGCGACGGAUGCGCCGGUUUCUUCAAGAGGUCGAUCCGCAGAAAUCGGCAGUACGUGUGUAAGGCGAAAUCCGAGGGGGGUUGCAUGGUAGAUAAGACCCAUCGUAAUCAAUGUCGUGCUUGCAGAUUAGCGAAGUGUAUUCAAGCCGGUAUGAACAAGGACGCUGUGCAACACGAACGGGGCCCGCGAAACUCGACGAUUCGCAGGCAAAUGGCCUUGUACCUGAAGGAACCCGAAGUGAUAGCCAACAUAGUGCCGCCAGCGGUGACAGCUUUGGAUCUGGCUUUGCCCAAACCGUCGGCCGAGUCUCGCGUCUCCAUAGCCGCGCCGCCGACUCAUCCCCCCUUACCGCAUCCUAUUUACUGCAACGCUUUAGCGAUGACGAAGUUUCCGUUGAACAUGGCGAGCUUCUCGAUAUCGCUGAUACCGCCGAUCACGCCGGAGUCGAUCUGCGAGCAAGCAGCGCGGAUCCUCUUCUUCAACGUGCACUGGACGCGAGACCUGGUGACGGGCGCGAAUCUCACCCUGGACGACCAGCUGAUGCUCUUGGAGGCCUCGUGGCGCGAACUUUUCUUGCUGGCUACCGCGCAGCUGAUGCCGACCCUUGACCCCACGCCGCUGAUACCGCCGACUUCUCGCGGCAUCGAGCUGGCGAUCGAGGUGAAUCGAUUUCGCGAGACCUUGGCCAGCUUCCACGGGAUGAACCUGGACUUCCAAGAGUUCAGCUACAUCAGAGCGAUAGUGCACUUCAAAGCUGGCCUGGAGUGCGACUCGCUGUCGAGCAGCCGCAACAGCAGCAGCAGCAGCAGCACCAGCUCGUCCAGCACGCCGAAUCGACUGAGGAAUCCAACUGCGGUGGCACGGCUGAGGGACAGCGCUCAGCUGGCGCUGGGACAACGGCUCAGCAGCGCCAAUUACGGCGCCCUCAGGUUCGGCAAGAUGCUGCUGCUGUUGCCGUCCUUGCGAUCCGUGUCCGCGAACUCCAUCGCCGAGCUGUUCUUCAAGAGCACGAUCGGCGUGAUCCCGAUCGAGAGGAUAAUCUGCGAUAUGUACAGGGGAGUUUGAACGUCGUGUGCAGCACUCUGUAAAGAAGCUUCGAUACACCGUAGACUAUAUAUCGAAUUGACACUUGCGGAAAGAAGACGUACACGGCGAUUGUUAUUUUUAUAUUAUUACGUUGAAGAGAGUGUGAAACUGUACGGAGUGCAGUCAAUGCAAUAAAAUUACGACCUUGUCGAGUAAGGUCGAUAAUGUACUUAAUUCUUAUCUAAAAUAGAGGAAUAGAGGAAGGAAGAGGAAGAGAUAUUUAGUGCUCACGCGAACUGGGAUGCAAUCCCUUCGAGAGUUAGAAGAAUAGUAAAUUACACAGUGACGAAGAAUGAAGAAGUCAGAGGCAAUAUAAAAUUAUAGCACUAGGAAGAUUUUUCGACGCUCGCACACAUUACAUUCCUUCUUGAAUGAAUAUCCUAAGAAGAAGAAGAAGAAGAAGAAAGGUCAUUAUGCGACAAGUUUACGAUGUAGUUAUUAUUUAUUAAUUGUUGAUAAAUUAUUUUGUAUCUAUUACAGCAUUAUUGACACACGGCUAUAUAUAGUAAUAAUAAUUAUAAUAUUUACGUUAAUUAUUGACUACAUCGAUCAUCUCCUAGCAACGGCGAAUAUCGAGUGAUGGAGUAGCGUUGUAAGCACAGAACGCGGCGCAGUUCACCAAUGCCAAUGCCACCACAGGUGCGAUGUUGAUCCAUACAUCUAUUGCUGCGAGAAGAUGAGGAAACCUAGGCGUCUAAGACGCCUCGUCGUGCGCCGAUCUUUUGCUCAUUUGCCAAUUUUGCUUUUAAUUAAUAUCUUACUUACCAAGACACAAUUUACAGAAUGACUUGAAUGGGACUUCUCUGUUCAAUUCGAUGCCCGCCCGACGACCGCGUUAUCGCGUUUAAAGUCGGACGUGUCUCGUAUAUUAUUAAAAAUGACGAGUAUUAUAUUUAUCACUUUCUAACACGUCAGAACUUUUUUUUCCCACGAUUUCUCCUCUUUUGUUAAUUCCAAAAGUGAUGAGAUAUGCAAAUAUCUU
Molecule: messenger RNA, 2392 nt
Organism: Harpegnathos saltator (Jerdon's jumping ant)
Lineage: Eukaryota; Metazoa; Arthropoda; Insecta; Hymenoptera; Formicidae
Gene: tll
Product: nuclear receptor subfamily 2 group E member tailless
Exons: 4
Coding region: 184-1389 (401 amino acids)
Biological process (GO): regulation of DNA-templated transcription
Molecular function (GO): zinc ion binding; DNA-binding transcription factor activity; sequence-specific DNA binding
Source: RefSeq, a predicted model, not a curated record